UCACGCGUUUGGCUGUUCCUCUCAAGGUAACAACUUCCACAACGAAUUGCCGGAUCUCCAGGAGGAUACGCUUGAGGCUCUGACUGCUCUGCUUAUGGUGCCGGACCGUCAUCUGUUUACAACCGUUCUCUCUCCAACUCCGUUGCCAGUCACGACGUGGUUUGAUUGGGACGAGAAAUCAAGACUGGACUUGUUCAAGAGGCACAUGGUCGUGUUUGCAGUUGGAACUUCUUUAGCAUAUGUUGCUACUGCUUGGAUUGAUAUUCAAGUUCUUGAUUGUGAUGUCCGGAGAUUAAGUUGCCUAGAUGAUGCUUGCUUAAGAACUGUUUUGGCGUAUCUCGUCAAGUUCUUUGCUGUUUUAAUUUCAGCUCAUAUUGAUAUAGCCUUUGAUGCUUUGGUCUUAUGUGUGUUUGUAUUGUAGAGUUGGAUAAUAGAUCUUGUUGGCGUGUCAUCAUUUUCUUCCGGUAGAAAUAACCAUGAGGCCGUUUUUGGAGCAGAAAAAGCAUGAAAGAGUAAGACAAGGAAGAAGAAUUGAAAUCAAAAGAGUUAAUUAAGCCAAGUUUUUUCUUAAAAAUUGUUAUCUGCUUUGUGUUAAUUAUGAUUUUAGGAGGAUGAUGUAAUUUUAUUUUUAAUAAUGUUUUUAGUUUUAUUUGUAAUAUGGUUUUCUUUUAAAUGUAUAAUUUUUAUUACUAAUAGCAGUACCUUCCAAAAAC
This is a messenger RNA of Arabidopsis lyrata subsp. lyrata, 713 nucleotides long. RefSeq lists its product as uncharacterized. The record is from RefSeq and is a predicted model, not a curated record. NCBI's taxonomy places the organism in Eukaryota, Viridiplantae, Streptophyta, Magnoliopsida, Brassicales, Brassicaceae. Bases 95 to 421 code for a protein of 108 amino acids. The transcript is spliced from 4 exons.